Molecule: messenger RNA, 1617 nt
Organism: Aspergillus steynii IBT 23096
Lineage: Eukaryota; Fungi; Ascomycota; Eurotiomycetes; Eurotiales; Aspergillaceae
Product: PEX28-32 family peroxisomal membrane protein
Exons: 3
Biological process (GO): peroxisome organization
Cellular component (GO): peroxisomal membrane
Source: RefSeq, a predicted model, not a curated record
AUGGAUGAAUACACCGAAGACGCGGUCGUCAACCGCAACGAACCCGUUCCCGUAAUCUCUGUCAGGCAGCAAAACCACGGCUCCUCCACUGAAACUUCGGCGGGUCACCGGCGCUCCACCUCAAGCAGUGGUCGCUCUCUGCAGGACAAAUUGUUCGCAAAGCUCCUUCAGCAAGUCAUCCCCGCCGAGGACGUUGACGAUGAAUCGACGUCAGCCGACAGACAGGCCGGCGCCGAUGCCAAGCGACCCGCCUUCAGUUUGCCGCUGAUGGCGAACAACUUCCGCAGAUUCAAUGCGAGAAUUGGGAUUGUAUUCUCCUUUCAGAACCAACUGGAGCGGCUCUUUAGUUGGAAGCACUCGUCCCAUACCUUUUCAUUCCUCUUCGUAUACUCCUUUGUUUGCCUCGAUCCUCAUUUACUUGUGAUCAUUCCCAUCGCGUCGAUUUUGCUGUUUGUGAUGGUCCCCGCCUUCCUGGCGCGACACCCCCCGCCACCGUCGACCUCUACCUCUAGUAUUACGCCAUACUACUCGUACCAGGGGCCGGCGCUGGCGCCGGCCAAAACCAUCAAACCGGCCUCGGAAACCUCGAAAGACUUCUUUCGGAACAUGAGGGAUUUACAGAACGUCAUGGCCGAUUUCUCCGAUAUGCACGAUGCUACCGUGUCUGUGUUUGCGCCCUUGACUAACUUCUCGAAUGAAAAGCUAUCCUCGAAUGUGUUCCUUUUGUGCACGAUCAUUACCGUUCUGCUGUUUGUGUGUGCUCAUUUCUUCCCAUGGCGGUACAUCCUCCUAGUUGGCGGUAAUGCGGCCGUCCUGUCCAACCAUCCGAGUCUGCAGGACUUUAUCCAGGGCGUGAUAGGUGAACUCGCGGACCACACCGCAGACCAAUCCCCCGGAUCCAAUUUCAUCAAGAAAGACGCAUCGGACAUGUUGGGCCUACCACCCACGCCAUCUGCAACUAUGUCUCUACUGGGCUCGUUGACUGAUAUCUCCUUGGAUUCGUUCCCCGAGGAACGUGAAGUCGAGAUUUUUGAAAUCCAAUAUCGAUCUCUUGCCCCGUAUUCUGAGUCGCAGUGGGAACACUUCGUCUUCAGCUCUAUGCCCUAUGACCCUUUAUCACCACUUCGAAUCGCAGGCGACCGACCCAAGGGAUGUCGGUUCUUCGAGGAUGUCCAGGCUCCUCGGGGCUGGGCCUGGAAAAGUAAGAAGUGGGAGCUGGAUCUGGAUUGUCGGGAAUGGGUUGUGGAGCGCAUGAUCACCGGAGUCGGGUUCGAGGUCUCGGCCAGCGACUCGGAAAGCCCUAUGGCUAAUGAGGAAGUUGGGGGCUGGGUUUGGGAUCUCCCAUCCACGGUGCCCCCUAAAAAUGAGGAUGAAAUGACCACGACUUUAGGCUACGACGACUACGAGCAAUCGAGCCAAAAAUAUUCCUCGAAGGGGGAGAGCAAGAAAGGAAAGAAGAAGAUGAAGGGGCGAGCCUCGCAGGACUACGAAGAGAAGGGAGGUAUUGGAUCCAACGCGAUGGGAGAAUGGAGGCGAAGGCGAUGGGCCCGUAUUGUGCAUCGGAUAAGUAUGCCAACCGAGCCGGACAAACCCCGAAGCUCUGACGAGGUCAAAGAU